AUGAGAAAUCACACAAUGGUGACUGAAUUCAUCCUGAUUGGGAUCCCUGAGACAAAGGGACUAGAGACAGUUCUUUUUUUCCUGUUCUCAUCAUUAUAUUUAUGUACCCUCUUGGGAAAUGUACUCAUCCUUACAGCUAUCCUCUCUUCUUCUCAGCUUCACACUCCUAUGUAUUUUUUCUUGGGAAACCUCUCCAUGUUUGACCUGGGAUUCUCCUCAACCACUGCUCCCAAGAUGCUGUUAUACCUCUCAGGGUGGAGCCACAUUAUCUCUUUUCAGGGCUGUGCAUCCCAGCUCUUCUUCUACCACUUCUUGGGGUGCACUGAGUGUUUCCUAUACACUGUGAUGGCCUAUGACCGUUUUGUGGCCAUAUAUUACCCUUUGAGAUACAUGGUCAUCAUGAACCACAGAGUCUGCUCUGUCUUGGCCACAGGGACCUGGCUGGGUGGCUGCAUCCAUGCCAUCAUCUUAACCUCCCUCACCUUCCAGUUAUCAUACCGUGGCUCUAAUGAGGUUAGCUACUACUUCUGUGACAUGCCUGCAGUCUUACUGCUGGCCUGUGAAGAUACAUCUCUAGCCCAGAGGGUAGGUUUUAUAAAUGUUGGUCUUUUGUCUCUCAUAUGUUUUUUCCUUAUCCUUGUUUCCUACACUCACAUUGGAAUUUCUAUAUCAAACAUUCGCUCAGCAGAGGGCAAGCAGCGAGCAUUCUCCACCUGCAGUGCCCACAUCACUGCCAUUCUUUGUGCCUAUGGGCCAGUCAUCAUCAUCUAUCUACAGCCCAAUCCUAGUCCCAUGCUUGGUGUUAUAAUUCAGAUACUGAAUAAUCUUGUAACCCCCAUGUUGAAUCCACUGAUCUAUAGUCUAAGGAAUAAGGAUGUAAAAUCAGCCCUGAGGAAUAUAUUUUCCAAGAGAAGUUUACCCUAG
This is a messenger RNA of Orycteropus afer afer, 924 nucleotides long. Its product is annotated as putative olfactory receptor 10D4. Gene Ontology annotation, cellular component: membrane. Gene Ontology annotation, molecular function: olfactory receptor activity; G protein-coupled receptor activity. The record is from RefSeq and is a predicted model, not a curated record. Gene Ontology annotation, biological process: G protein-coupled receptor signaling pathway. NCBI's taxonomy places the organism in Eukaryota, Metazoa, Chordata, Mammalia, Tubulidentata, Orycteropodidae.